Molecule: messenger RNA, 960 nt
Organism: Rosa chinensis
Lineage: Eukaryota; Viridiplantae; Streptophyta; Magnoliopsida; Rosales; Rosaceae
Product: probable WRKY transcription factor 3
Exons: 3
Coding region: 316-735 (139 amino acids)
Biological process (GO): regulation of DNA-templated transcription
Molecular function (GO): sequence-specific DNA binding; DNA-binding transcription factor activity
Source: RefSeq, a predicted model, not a curated record
AGCUCAGUUUUCAUUGGCUGAAAAUUUGAUUCCUGGCUAUAUAGCUGGGACGGAGUUGGCCUAAUUAACAUUCAUGGGAGCCUCAUGAUCAUAACUAUGGCGUCGGACUUGUUAGCUAGCUAGCUGAUUUAUACAUUAUUUCCCAUAUCAGGCUUAAUUAUAUAUCAGAAAGAGUGAGUGAUAUUUAAUUACUUUGAUUGCUGCUCUAUCUCCGCGCUCUUGAGCUCACAUACAAAUUACACAGCAAGGAAUUCAGGGAUUUCUGGAUAGAAUCGCAGCCACGAGCAGGAGUAGUACUAAAUCGCUGUAAUAUAUAUGGAAACUGAUCAUCAUGAUGAGGAUGAUCAGAUAUACGGAGAAGGAGAGGAGGUGCAAGACAACACCAGCUCAGGCGGAAGCAACAAAUUGGUGAUACCAGAAGAUGGCUACGAAUGGAAAAAAUAUGGACAAAAGUUCAUUAAAAAUGUUGGAAAGUUCAGGAGCUAUUUCAAGUGCCAAAACAGCAAUUGUAGAGCCAAGAAGCGAGCCGAGUGGUCGAGCUCAGAGCCUGAUGAACUUCGAGUAGUGUAUGAAGGGGUGCACAAUCACACCGAUAAUAAUGCCUCAUCUGCAGGAUCGGCUUCACAUUCACAGCAGCCGGAUUCCUCAUCAUCUUUAAAUCCGAGUACUGAUGCAAACCGGUAUGACUUGUACACACAAGUUUUUGGUAAUCAACAAGGAGAUAAAAAAAGUUGAAUCCCUCGUGCAGAAGCAGGUUAAUUCACACAGUACUAGUUCUACGAUUGGCUUGUUUGUUUAUAGUCUUGUACGUGCAGCUAGCAUCUUACCCCUUAAUAAAUUGGAUAAGCCUCGCCAUUUCAACGAGUUGCAUGCCAGUCUGUAAUUGCAGUACUGCAAAGAACUAGAAUAACCUUCUGCUUUGCCCUUGGUCCAUCUAUAUAUAUCUACGGUAUUUCAUUA